AUGUCCCAAAAACGCCCCAACUUCCUCAUCAUCAUCGCCGAUGACCUAGGAUUCAGCGACACAAGUCCAUAUGGCUCCGAGAUCAACACACCGGCUCUUGACGCCCUCGCCCGAGAGGGCCUCCGUAUGACAAACUUCCACACAGCCUCGGCCUGCUCCCCAACCCGCUCCAUGCUCUUCUCCGGCACGGACAACCAUAUUGCCGGACUCGGAUGCAUGUGGGAGCAUAUGCAGAUGCGCAAGGACUACUUCAAAGGUCAACCAGGCUACGAGGGUUAUCUAAACCAUCGUGUUGCAGCCCUGCCCGAGAUCUUGUCUGACGGCGGAUACUUUACCGUUCUGUCGGGCAAGUGGCAUCUUGGGUUGACCAAGGAGUUUGCUCCUUGUUCUCGUGGCUUCAAGAAGAACUUUACCUUCCUGCCGGGCUCAGGCAAUCACCAUGCCUACGAACCACAGCUGGAUGAUGCUGAUAGCUGGUUCUGUGCCUUGUGUACUGAUGGGCAUUGGAUGGAGGGUGACAAGUUCCUCAAUCGCAGAACAGACUUGCCUGAGAAUUUCUUCUCCACUAUCAGUUUUACCGAUAAGCUGUUGAACUUUUUCACAGCUCGGUCAGAAGAAGAAAAGAACCAGCCCUUCUUUGCCUGUUUACCCUUUACAGCCCCUCAUUGGCCGCUUCAAGCCUCUAAAGAGAGGAUCGCAAAGUAUGCUGGCAUGUACGAUGACGGCCCCGAUGCGCUCACCCAGAGACGUCUUGCGCGACUAAAAGAACUCGGCCUCGCCCACAAGGACGCCAAGGUACCUCCUCCUGUCGCAAGCGCCAUGACUCCAGAGUGGAAUGACCUCUCGCCCGACGACAAGAAACGAUCGGCUAAGACGAUGGAGAUUUACGCUGCCAUGGUUGAACAGAUCGACGAAAAUAUUGGACGAGUUGUGGAGUACUUGAAGCAGAGCGGAGAGUUGGAUAACACUUUUAUCCUCUUCAUGUCAGAUAACGGCGCCGAGGGCGCAGCCAUGGAGGCUCUGCCGAUUAUGGGCGGCCCGAGCACGAUGGCAAAUAUCAUCGAAAAGUACUACGACAACAGCACAGAAAAUCUCGGUAACGAAGAUUCGUUCAUCUGGUACGGCCCACGCUGGGCAAAUGCUGGCACUGCUCCAAGCAGGGGCGUCAAAGGUACGACGUUCGAAGGUGGAACCAGAUGCCCCUGCAUUGUUCGCUAUCCUCCCCUACAGCCACAAGCAGGCAGCAUUAGCAACUCGUUUGUUACUGUCAUGGACACGUUACCCACGAUCCUCGAGCUAGCGGGACUUGAACAUCCCGGAAAGACAUACCGCGGCCGCGAAGUUGCACUUCCUCGUGGCAAGACUUGGGUACCACACCUCGCUUCAAAGAAAGCAGAUGAUGUAUCUAUACACGGAGAGGACACACACAUUCACGGCUGGGAACUCUUUGGCCACAGAGCCAUUCGUCAAGGCAAUUGGAAGGCCGUGUGGGAUCCGAAGUUGGAGAACGAGAGAUGGCAGUUGUUCAAUUUGGCAGAAGACCCAAGUGAGCAGCGUGACGUGGCCGAUGCAAACUCGGAGGUUUUGGACAAGUUGGUAUUGUUCUGGGAUCAGUAUGUGGCUGAGACGGGCAUGAUUCCAUCACCAGCCUUUUAA
Fusarium keratoplasticum is the source of this 1656-nucleotide messenger RNA. Its product is annotated as Sulfatase domain-containing protein. The record is from RefSeq and is a predicted model, not a curated record. NCBI's taxonomy places the organism in Eukaryota, Fungi, Ascomycota, Sordariomycetes, Hypocreales, Nectriaceae. Gene Ontology annotation, molecular function: arylsulfatase activity. The transcript has 3 exons. The coding region runs from base 1 to 1656 and encodes 551 amino acids.